Hydra vulgaris (swiftwater hydra) is the source of this 1944-nucleotide messenger RNA. RefSeq names its product synaptic vesicle glycoprotein 2C. Gene Ontology annotation, biological process: transmembrane transport. Gene Ontology annotation, cellular component: membrane. The record is from RefSeq and is a predicted model, not a curated record. Gene Ontology annotation, molecular function: transmembrane transporter activity. NCBI's taxonomy places the organism in Eukaryota, Metazoa, Cnidaria, Hydrozoa, Anthoathecata, Hydridae.
UUUUGAGUGUUAAUUUUUUACAGAUUUAAAAAAUGACAUAGAAGAUCUUUUUUGUAAGAUGAAUUUAAGUCAUGAUUCCCAGGAAAGUGAUAUAAAUAAUAGUGAAACUAAAUCAUUAUUAAAAGAAGAAAAUAAUGUUUAUGAUGAAGCAGAUUUAUAUGAAAAUGCUGUAGCCUCAUGUGGAUUUGGAUAUUUUCAAAUAAAACUUCUUUUUAUUUGUGGAUGGGCCAUUGCGUCUGAUUCAGCAGAAAUUCAGACUGUUUCAUUUGUGCUUCCAUCUGCAUGUGAUUUGUAUUUAACAUCAAACAAUAAAGGAUGGCUCAAUGCUAUAAUUUUUAUUGGCAUGAUAUUAGGAGGUUAUGGAUUUGGAGGAGCUGCUGAUAUCAAGGGUAGAAGAUUUAUUUUACUGAUGUCAAUGUCUCUUAAUGGACUAUUUGGAGUUUGUUCCGCUUUUUCACCAUCAUUUGGUUACUUCCUUGUUUUUCGGUUACUUAGUGGCAUUGGGGUUGGAGCUGCAAUGCCUGUAUUGUUUUCUUACUUUGUGGAAUUUAUGUCUAUGAAUCGGCGUGGUCCAAUGAUUGGAUUUAUGGCUAGUUUUUGGAUGUUUGGCAAUAUUCUGGCAUCUGCUGCAGCUUGGAUAAUUAUUCCAAGAGUUCAUAUAGGUUUUUAUAUAUUUGGUUUAUGGUUUGGUAGUUGGAGAAUAUUUGUAGUAAUAUGUGCUAUACCUAGUUUGUCUUCAGCAUUUUUUCUUUACUUUAUGCCUGAAAGUCCCAAGUAUCUCCAAAAUAUUGGGCAAUAUAAAAGAGCUGAAAAGGUUUUCAAGCUUAUGUUUAAUUGCAACUUUGGACAAGUUGAAUCAAUUCCACCUGAGAUUUCAGAAUUUGGUGAUAGACAGCCAAGAGUUGAUACACCAUUUGAUAUCCAUCAUGGUGAUGUGUGUAAAUUUAGUCAAUGUUUGUGCAGUUUUAGUUUGACUCUUAAAAAGGUUUGCUGUUCAACAAAAAAGCUGUUUCAAAAACCACACUUAAGGACGACACUGAUUCUUUUAUUUGUAUGGUUUACACUUUCAUUUGGAUAUUAUGGUUUGUGGAUGUGGUUUCCAGAAAUAUUUCAAAGAAUCCAACAAGGUGGAUCAAGCUGUGGUGGAGAGACUUCUUUUAAUGAAACAAAAAGCAUUUGGACAUGCUCACAACAAGUUGAAUUUGGAACUGCAGUUUAUAUGGAGUCAUUUUUAAUUGCUUUAUCAAACCUGCCCGGAAAUAUAAUCACUGUUUUAGUUAUUAACAAACUAGGAAGGCGACAGUUAUUAGCUAUAUCAAUGGUAAUUUCUGGCAUUUGUGUAUUUUUCUUUUGGUUUGUUACAACUCCAACUGAAACCUUAAUCAUGGCUUGCCUUUUUUCUGGUGUGUCGGUUGCCGGCUGGAAUGCCUUAGAUGCUUUAGCACUUGAACAAUAUCCAACAAAUUUAAGAUCAACUUCAUUUGGUUUACAAAGUGGAGUUGGCAGAGUAGCUGCUGUUCUUGGAAAUGUAGUUUUUGGCGAAAUGGUUGAUCUUCAUUGCUCCAUUCCUUUGUUAACGGUGGCCGUAAUGCUUUUCAUCGGCGGUUUAUCUGCCAUAAAACUACAAAAAACAGAGAAAACAGCACUAAAAUAAUGUUGAUUUUUUUAUGAUUUUAAAAAAUUGUUUAUACAAUAUUUAUUAGCUUUUAUUUUAAUAUAUUCAAAAAUUAUCAUGUCUUUUAACAGAAAUUGUACGAUCAUUUAUUUAGAUCUCCUAUAGUUUUUAUGUAGAUCUUCUAAAAUUUGAAUUCUUCUAUGUGACAUAUUUUUAUACUUUUUUCUUGGUAUUUAUUAUAUAAUAUAAAUGAAUACGAAAUUAUUUUUAUAAUUUUUGUGUGUUUUUCAUAAUUUAAUUAAAUGUCAAUAAAUAUAUGUAACAAUUUA